Archocentrus centrarchus (flier cichlid) is the source of this 2175-nucleotide messenger RNA. RefSeq names its product presenilin associated, rhomboid-like a (gene parla). The record is from RefSeq and is a predicted model, not a curated record. The transcript is spliced from 10 exons. Gene Ontology annotation, cellular component: membrane. Gene Ontology annotation, molecular function: serine-type endopeptidase activity. Lineage: Eukaryota; Metazoa; Chordata; Actinopteri; Cichliformes; Cichlidae. The coding region runs from base 35 to 1201 and encodes 388 amino acids.
ACCAACGAGCUCAAAGCGGAAGGUCAACAUAAUCAUGGCGUGGAGAGGAUGUGCGAUGAAAUGGGCCAGAACAGAGUUCAUCAGAUCCCGGAACACUACUUCACGAAGCUCCAGUCUUAACCCCUACAACCAGCAGAGGUGUGGAUUUCGCAGGGAGGCCAAAAGGCCUGAUACAAAGAAAAGAAAUUCCACCCAAGAAACAAACGCCUCACCCGCUGAGGCUGGCACACCAGUGCCCCAGCCUCUUUCAAAAGUCCCCAGGCCGACACUUUUCACGCCACUGAUGUUCACAGUAGGGUUUACAGGCUGCUCCUUUGGUGCAGCAGCCAUUCUACAAUAUGAGACCCUAAAGUCAAGACUUCAGACAGCAAAAGAUGAAGACAAAUCAGAAAAAGGCAUGCAGGGCUCCCAGGACAUGGCAUACUGGCAUGACUGGUGGAACCAGCUGUCCAGCUUCCAGCGACAGCUCAUCCUCCUGAUGUCCAUGGCUGCUGACUUCUGGAGCAGCUUCACGGAGGGGCAAAAGACCGUCACUGGUAUUAUUGCAGUAAAUGCCGCAGUCCUGUGUUGUUGGCGGAUUCCUUCAAUGCAGAGAAGUAUGCUUAAGUACUUCACGUCUAACCCAGCCGCCAAAACACGCUGCCUUCCCAUGGCCCUGUCCUCCUUCAGCCAUUACUCCAUCAUGCACAUGGUGGCCAACAUGUAUGUCCUAUGGACAUUCUCCUCAGGGAUCGUCUCUCUUUUGGGGAAAGAGCAGUUUCUUGCAGUCUACCUGUCUGCUGGUGUGAUUUCCACUAUGGUCAGUUACACAUGUAAAGCAGCCACCGGGCGUCUCUAUCCAUCAUUAGGGGCGUCGGGUGCUGUCAUGGCGGUACUCGCUGCUGUCUGCUCUAAGAUGCCAGAGGCCAAGCUCAGCAUAAUCUUCCUUCCCAUGGUCAUUUUCACAGCAGGAAAUGCUCUGAAAGCACUCAUUGCCAUAGAUACAGCAGGACUUCUGUUGGGAUGGCGGUGGUUUGACCAUGCAGCUCACCUUGGUGGAGCCCUCUUUGGAGUGUGGUAUGUGGCAUAUGGUCAUAAACUCAUUUGGAGGAAGAGGGAGCCACUUGUAAAGUUGUGGCAUGAUGUGCGUUCUCCAGGCGGCAGAGGUUCCAGGCCUGGGCGUGGACCUGGAGCUGGUGGUGAUGGAGGACCAUCAUCAUAAGGAGCCUGCAGGGUCCCUGAAAUUCUUUGUAAAAGAACUGGAAUCUAUCCCAAGGAAUAUGCAAGGACACUUUUAUCCAAUGAUAUGGAGUCAGCUGUUAUUCAUAAAUAAAUCUAGUUUCACAUCCAAAGUUAGUAAUAAGCAUUUGUUGAUUUAAUGUAACGCAGAGACUUGAAAUUAAAAAAAAAAAAAAAAUCAGGUCAGAUUUAAUAUCUAGUGUUGUGGUCAAGAUGUUUACUUUGUAGACGUUACCCGUAGGGUAACAGAUGUCUCAACUGUAAUUCUCCUACCUCAUUUAGCACUGUUCUACCAACACUGUGCUGGUGCCAAAUCUCAAAGUAGUUCUAUACAUUUAUACCAAGAAAGCACGAUGCCACCACCCCCCCACCAAAAAAAAAAAAACCUGGUCCCACACUUGAUGCUGAUGUCAGCAGCAAUGGGAGGACAUUACUAGAAAUUUACCACUCAUUUCAAAAUGUCUGUCUGUCCCAUCUUACCCUAACUUCUGAUACAGUAUGCAAAGCUCUAUAACUUUCAGUUCUAAACACUGUGGCCAUGCACUUGCACCUGAAUCAGCAUGCCGCUGGUGGAAAAUAGGUAUUAGUAAUCUAAAAACCUGAAGCCUAAUGGCCAUGUUUUGUGUUUAGAUUAUUCCAGGGAACUGCGUUAGUCACUGGACAGAAAAAAUAAAUAAAUACAUUGUCCAAAUUAGAAAUCAACAAAUUUUGUUGGCUGAUCCUAUUUCUCUAUUAAAACUGGCAUUCAGACUGUUUAGUGCUUUAUGCUUAUAGUGUACUUUUGGGGGGAAAAAACUGUAUUCUUCUCAAAACAAGCGUAUCCAACUAUUUUAGAUAAAUGGGCACUCCUGCUUUUAACUACUAAUGUAAGUAAUCCAUUUGGUAACGUAUCUUGUCAGUGCCCUCUAUUACAGUACAAAAGUCCAGCCAAGUUGCCUUUUUUUUGUUGUUGUUGUA